This is a messenger RNA of Erigeron canadensis, 1068 nucleotides long. RefSeq lists its product as uncharacterized. The record is from RefSeq and is a predicted model, not a curated record. NCBI's taxonomy places the organism in Eukaryota, Viridiplantae, Streptophyta, Magnoliopsida, Asterales, Asteraceae. The coding region runs from base 1 to 1068 and encodes 355 amino acids. The transcript has a single exon.
AUGAUCAAGACGGUGACAAUCAAUGUCCCACUAGUUGACCUCAUUUCGGGCAUGCCUAACUAUGCCAAAUUCAUCAAGGAGCUAGUGACGGACAAGAAGAAGCUAGAUGAAGCAAAGGAAACCUUUUUGAACGAAGAAUGCUCGGCGGUAGUCAAAAACAAGCUUCCACCAAAGCUUGCCGAUCCAGGGAGUUUUCUCAUUGGUUGUUCAUUUGGUACUAAAUCGUCUUGUAAAGCGUUAGCCGAUCUUGGGGCUAGCAUCAAUUUGAUGCCAUAUUCAGUUUUUACCAAGCUUUCAUUUGGGGAAUUAAGGCCCACUAAGAUGAGCAUCCGCCUUGAGGAUCAUUCCUUUCAAUACCCAAUGGGGGUGGCCGAAAACUUGCAAGUGCAAGUAGGCAAAUUUGUUUUUCUUGUUGAUUUUGUGAUUUUAGAAAUGGACGAGGACACCAAGGUGCCUCUCAUUUUGGGCCGACCAUUUUUAUACACCGCGGAUGCUAUCAUUCGGGUAAAGGACAAGGAAAUUUCCUUGGGUGUCGGGGAAGACCGUAUUGUGUUUAAAAUUGAAAAAGCUUUGAAACAUUCUUAUUCUUCCGAUGACACUUGUUUUAGAAUUGAUGUUAUAGAUGAUGCGGUCGAGUUGGAAAAAUUGGAGCUUGUAGGUGUUGAAGAUGACACAAGCGAUGAUAGAUGGGCUAGCAUUGGUGAAGGGAAUGUUGCUAGUGAUCAAGUUAAAGAGAUCAAGGAGAUCUUGGCUCUUAGCAUGGAUGAAACUCCAUUGGAUAAUGAGGAGUUUGAAGAAAUUGAGGUAAUCCCAAGUGGUAAGCUACCUACUUCGCUUGAUAAUCCUCCAACGGAUUUGGAGCUCAAGCCAUUUCCCGAUCAUUUAGAAUAUGCUUACUUGGAAGGUACAUCUCUACUUCCCGUUGUUAUUUCCUCAUCACUUUCGGGUGAGGAAAAGACCAAACUCAUGACCAUUCUAAAAGCCCAUAAAAAGGCCUUUGCUUGGAAGACCUCCGAUAUACCCAGAACUAGUCCCGAUUUUUGCAAACACAAGAUAAAUUUGAUUUAA